This is a messenger RNA of Salvia splendens (bonfire salvia), 681 nucleotides long. RefSeq names its product vinorine synthase. NCBI's taxonomy places the organism in Eukaryota, Viridiplantae, Streptophyta, Magnoliopsida, Lamiales, Lamiaceae. The transcript is spliced from 3 exons. The coding region runs from base 1 to 681 and encodes 226 amino acids. The record is from RefSeq and is a predicted model, not a curated record.
AUGAAAACAAUCGAUCUACGUCGAAACAAGAAAUCUCGAAAUCGUCUGAGACAGUCUUUGUCGGAGACCCUAACCAUCUUCUACCCCAUUGCAGGCACAGUUGUACAAAACUCGCACGUUGAUUGCGACGACACGGGAGCGGAGUUUGUCGAAGCCCGGGUUCACGCUCCCCUCUCACACUUCACACAAAACCCUAAUUUUGAGGAAUUGGUGAAGCAGUUGUUCCCCACGGCGGACGGGACCGAAACCCGAAACCUGUCUGUGAAGAUCAGUUUCUUCGAGUGUGGAGGAUUCGCCGUUGGCUUGUUUCUGUCACAUAAGCUAGUGGAUGGGUCAUCUGCAGCAGCGUUCGUCCGCGCGUGGGGGAAGACCUGUUGCGGGGAAGCUUCUGGAAUCAUUCACCGGUCCCGUGGGCAGACACACUUAAGGUGUACUAAAAGGCUGAGAUUUGCUAUGGAUAUUCUUGACAAUGGCUGGUGGGAAAGAGGGAGGGUACAAGCUGGUCUAACACAGCCUUUCUGGGCCCCUGCAGCUGCUGGAGGAGGGUGCCGGCUGGGCUUGCUCCCUUUAGCCCAAGCACUUCCUCAUCUCAUCUCUGGAAAGAAGUUGCGGCUGGCCACGAAGGCUGUCUCCCCUCGUGGUCUCGCCCUCCUCCCGGCUUUUUUUCCCGUUUUUGAAUAG